Molecule: messenger RNA, 1182 nt
Organism: Ostreobium quekettii
Lineage: Eukaryota; Viridiplantae; Chlorophyta; Ulvophyceae; Bryopsidales; Ostreobiaceae
Source: the annotation of a GenBank genome assembly
AUGGACGUCGACAGCGCGGCGGCAGAUGAGGAAGCCGAUGAUCUGUACACGAAGCUGAAGACCCUGCAGAGAGAGCUGGAAUUUUUGGAAAUUCAGGAGGGCUACAUCAAGGAGGAGCAGCGGAACCUGAAACGCGAGCUGUUGAGGGCACAAGAGGAAGUGAAGAGAAUUCAAUCCGUGCCUCUGGUGAUUGGCCAAUUCUUGGAGAUGGUGGACGCACACUCGGGGAUCGUGGGAUCAACGACGGGGUCCAACUACUACGUCCGUGUGUUGAGCACCCUCAACCGUGAGCUCUUGAAGCCGUCAGCAUCAGUGGCGCUGCACCGUCAUUCCAACGCCCUUGUCGACCUUUUGCCCCCCGAAGCAGAUUCGAGUAUAUCCAUGUUGUCCGAUGCUGAGAAGCCAGAUGUCACGUAUCAGGAUAUUGGUGGCUUGGACAUUCAGAAGCAAGAGAUUCGGGAAGCUGUUGAGCUGCCGCUCACCCACCAGGACCUUUACCAGCAGAUCGGCAUCGACCCUCCUCGAGGGGUCCUCCUGUAUGGCCCCCCUGGCACAGGAAAAACCAUGCUUGCAAAAGCUGUUGCACACCACACCACUGCUGCAUUUAUCAGGGUGGUGGGGUCAGAGUUCGUUCAAAAGUACCUGGGCGAGGGGCCCAGGAUGGUACGUGACGUUUUCAGGUUGGCCAAAGAGCACUCGCCUGCGAUCAUAUUCAUCGACGAGGUGGAUGCCAUUGCCACAGCCCGUUUCGACGCACAGACUGGGGCUGAUCGCGAGGUGCAGCGCAUCUUGAUGGAGCUGCUCAAUCAAAUGGAUGGCUUUGAUCAAAACACAAAUGUCAAGGUCAUAAUGGCCACCAACCGGCACGACACACUAGAUCCAGCGCUGUUGCGUCCUGGGCGGCUGGACAGGAAGAUCGAGUUUCCAAUGCCAGACAGACGGGAGAAGAGGUUGAUUUUCCAGGUCUGUACCAACAAGAUGAAUCUGAGUGAUGAAGUGGACUUGGAGGACUACGUGUCCCGGCCAGACAAAAUCAGUGCGGCCGACAUUGCCUCCAUCACCCAGGAGGCAGGGAUGCAUGCUGUCAGGAAAAACAGGUAUGUUAUUCUGCCCAAGGACAUCGACAAAGGGUACAAGGCGAACGUCAAAGGUUCAGAUACGGAAUUCGCUUUCUACCAAUGA